AUGGGCGAGCACCCCAGCCCCGGCCCCGCAGUGGCCGCCUGCGCCGAGGCGGAGCGCAUCGAGGUGCUGGAACCCGAGGCCGGGGAGCGGCAGCCCGCGGCGCCCGAAGACCCCUGGAAAGUCCUGUUUGAUAAGUUUGACCCUGGGAGCACAGGCUACAUCAGCACAGGCAAGUUCCGGAGCCUCCUGGAGAGCCACAGCUCCAAGCUAGACCCGCACAAAAAGGAGGUGCUUCUGGCUCUCGCCGACAGCCAUUCGGAUGGACAGAUCUGCUACCAGGAUUUUGUCAACCUGAUGAGCAACAAGCGGUCCAACAGCUUCCGCCAGGCCAUCCUGCAGGGCAACCGCCGGCUGAGCAGCAAGGCCUUGCUGGAGGAGAAAGGGCUGAGUCUCUCGCAGCGGCUGAUCCGCCACGUGGCCUACGAGACCCUGCCCCGGGAGAUUGACCGCAAGUGGUACUAUGACAGCUACACCUGCUGCCCACCGCCCUGGUUCAUGAUCACGGUCACCCUGCUGGAGGUUGCCUUUUUCCUCUAUAAUGGGGUGUCGCUGGAUCAGUUUGUGCUGCAAGUGACCCAUCCUCACUACCUGAAGAACUCCCUAGUUUACCACCCCCAACUCCGAGCACAGGCCUGGCGCUACCUGACCUACAUCUUCAUGCAUGCGGGGGUAGAACACCUGGGACUCAAUGUGGUGCUGCAGCUGCUGGUGGGGGUGCCUCUGGAGAUGGUGCAUGGAGCCACCCGCAUUGGGCUUGUCUACGUGGCCGGCGUUGUGGCAGGGUCCUUGGCUGUGUCUGUGGCUGACAUGACUGCGCCUGUUGUGGGGUCUUCUGGAGGGGUGUAUGCUCUCGUCUCUGCCCACCUAGCCAACAUCGUCAUGAACUGGUCAGGCAUGAAGUGCCAGUUCAAGCUGCUGCGGAUGGCUGUGGCCUUGAUCUGUAUGAGCAUGGAGUUUGGACGGGCAGUGUGGCUCCGCUUCCACCCAUCGGCUUAUCCCCCGUGCCCACACCCAAGCUUUGUGGCACACUUGGGUGGUGUGGCCGUGGGCAUCACCCUGGGUGUGGUGGUCCUGAGGAACUAUGAGCAGAGGCUGCAGGACCAGUCACUGUGGUGGAUUUUCACGGCCAUGUAUACCAUCUUUGUGCUGUUCGCUGUCUUCUGGAACAUCUUUGCCUAUACCCUGCUGGACUUGACGUUGCCACCGCCCCCCUAAGGGACUGGGGAGCUGUGGUGGGAAGGAGUGAGAGUAGCUGUACCCAGAGGGGGCACCUGCAUCUGUUUCUCAUCACCAGCUCAAUGAGGCCAAGGAGAGGUUUCAACUUGAGGGGUGGAGGCUGUUUUGUGAAAGGCACUGGGGAGGAGUUGGAUGAGGCUGCUGUCAUUUUUCUAGGUUGGUCUGAUGUCGUCUGGCCAUGGCCUAGGAUAAGGUGAGAGUGAUUUUCCCUGUAGCUUGGACUUCUUCCAUGGUGCUCCCCCUCUGUCUUUUCCCUGGUUCUCUACCUGGAGAGACUCUGAGACACAGCGAACCUCUGAAGGUAGUCACAGGCAGGCUCUAUGUUCCCUCUGUAGCUUGGGGUAUGGAGCUCUGGUGCCCCUCAUCCUAGGCCUGCCAAUGGGUGCUAUGGCAAGAUCUCUAUGGUCAGUGCUAGACAGAGGAGGGAAAUGCUGUAAGCUCCGGGCCUCAACCUUGCCUGGGGGACCUGUGAGAGAGACCCAUGCUAGGGGGAAAUGAACUGCAUCCCAAAUUCCCCAACUUCAGACUUCUUCCUGCCUGUCAUCCAGAAUUCUGAUCUCACACCAGAACCCUGCCACCCAUGCCCUGUCUAGACUUUAGGGCCCUUGCGUCCCCUUCGACUUUCCUGACUGUACCUUGUGCCUCUCCUUUGGGUAUGAAAACAGUGUUUUGCGGAGAGAGAUGGAGAAGGAAGAUAAUGAAGACAAGUUGGAGCCUGCAGAGAGGGUGCAUGGGGGGUGGUGGGCAUGUUGGGGUAUCUGUAAGGGUGAGGAGGUUCUUGGAGGGGAGCUGUGGUAUGAUUGCUGAGUGUCCUUUUGCUUUCAGCAUAGCUGGCCCCCUUUCCCAUCUCCUGUCCCUUCAGACCCUCCCUGAGCAUCCCUGACUAAUGAGGUCAGGCUUGAGAAAGGAGCCCUCAGACACAUUCUACCCCUGGCCCCUCUGAGAUGGCCUUCCUAUCUGAAGAGAUCCUGUUCGUCUUGUGUAGAAGAAACUGUGGGGUACAAGAGAGGCUAGGGCAGUAAUACUGAGUAAUACUGAGGCCACAUGCCCAUGUGAGGACAGGAGGCCGCAGGAAAAGAAAUUCUUUAUUAUGAUGGAAAGCUUUGCUCCCAAGAAGGGUUGUCGGGGAGUUGGGUGCGUGUCCAAAGCGAGAACGCAGUAGAGUCCAAUACUUAGACCCCGGAGAGAACUUGGAGAUAAGUUUGCCCCCACCCUCCCUGUACAGGGAAGAUGUGGUUAAGCGAAUGGUCUUGCUUUGCCCAUAUCCUGGCAUCCCCAAAUGUCAGGACAGAAGUCUGGAGGGGAAGCAGAGUACCAGCUACCUCUUGCCCUACAAGGAGGAUAUAUUCUUCUCAAGCUGGCACUAACAGGAGCUACCAGAAGCCGCAAAUGGAAGGUGACUGACAGGUGACCUUCAAUGGAAUGGUAUUCCCUCCUACUCUGAAUUCUGAAGCCAUAACAGCCCAAGAGAAAGAGCGUGGGCUGUGAGGGGCAGAGCAUGUGCAGGAGGAAGGGCAGGAGGGUGGGAAUCUGCUUUCCACCAGGCCGGUUCACUUUGUGGCGAGGUCCAGAGCUGGCAAAGUCAGGCACUAAGGGCUUCUCCCAGCUUCAUGUCCUGUGAUCCCCUAGAAGCAGAUGCCCCCAGGGUCAUACUCACUCAUCACCGUCUGUGCCAAGCCCUUUUCCAUCUCUGCCUGGCACCAACUAUAUUGUCCUGGUCCUCACAUGUAGCUCAUAAGAUCCUGCUGCAUUUGUGCCAAUACUGCAUUGAGGCUUCUCAUCCAGAUGCUACACAGUCCUGGGCCUUUAGCUGACCUGCAUCAGCCCUGAGCAUCUCAUCUGCCCUGCCUGCCUUUCUCUGUCCCGGGGACAGACAGAUAUAGGCAGAAAAGUCAGCUUCUAGGGAGAAGAGACUGAGGCUGCGGGGCUGAGACGAAGGCAUAGGUGGGGAUUAAAAGGGACUAGGAUUUUGAUACUGCUUCCGUGGGCUGCAGCCCUGACUAGGCCUGAGCGAGCUGUCACUUCCUAAGGAGAAAGGGUCCUUCCCCAUUCAGACUCCUGAUCUGGCACCAGGGGGCAGUUUUGGCAGGUAUAACCUGGGAAGAGUAGAGAAGGUAAUGAACUAAAAGACUCUAGAAAGCUCUCAAGGAGUACCCAGUUCCUUCAGGGCCUCAGAUGAAAGCUCGUUACUGGGAAGGGCUGCCUGAGGCAGGAUCUUACCCCCCCUCCCCCGCUGGCAAGCAGUGCCAUUUACACCUCCGUACACCAGCCCCACCUGCUCCCUGUCCGCACACCCACAUCCACAGAAGGACAGGGUCACUUUGCAGAACUGAGAAACGUCUAAUUUUUGGUGUCUAGCCUUCUCAGCAGGUCCCCUCACUCCUGUGUCCCCACUUCCACCAUCCCAGUAACACGUGCCCACCUGUUUUCCAACUCCUUUCUCUCCGAUGUGGCCAGCAGCCAGGAUGCUCAGUGCGGAAGGCGGCGUGAAUCUUCAUGCUGGUGGAUGCUGGUUGGCCUAAGGCUGGGGAAUCCCCAAACAGCAGCCACAGAUGAGCUCACUCAUCAAACAGGAGAGGAAGUGCGGAAACCGGGAAAGGGAGAAUGGGCCUUCAAAGGAGAAAUUUCACUUUAAUGACACUAUUCAUCACUCGUUUUUUAAUUAGGAAAAGCUCCCUAAUGAGGCUCUUUUGCCAAUUAAUGGGACUGUCAAUUUCCAUGUGAACCAUUCUUGCCUGGAUGAUUAGGAGAGACAUUGCUCACCAAACCCAGGUCUUCCUCUUGCGUCCAAUUCAGUUUGUGUAGAUGAUGCACAUCAUCCUGUCCACGUUCCCAGUGCUGGCUGGCAAAGCACCAAUUCUCCUCUGCCUUAAAAACAGUGCCCUCUCCAUCCCCCCCCCCAAAAAAAAAGAAAAUGAGAAAAGAAAAACAGUGCCCAACGGUCAGUUUGCCCUCUGAGGACUUCAGUAAGCAGGAAACAACAGAACACUAGCCGCGAUGUAGGUUUCUAAAUAUUUUUGUAUUGUGUACAUUCUGUAUAUUUUUGUUGUAACAUAUUAUUUGAGCACAGAUUCCAUUAAAGAUUUUUUUUUAAGCCACUGGAUUUUUCCGGAAGUAACCCGAA
Molecule: messenger RNA, 4360 nt
Organism: Jaculus jaculus (lesser Egyptian jerboa)
Lineage: Eukaryota; Metazoa; Chordata; Mammalia; Rodentia; Dipodidae
Gene: Rhbdl3
Product: rhomboid like 3
Exons: 9
Coding region: 1-1215 (404 amino acids)
Cellular component (GO): membrane
Molecular function (GO): calcium ion binding; serine-type endopeptidase activity
Source: RefSeq, a predicted model, not a curated record